Molecule: messenger RNA, 1289 nt
Organism: Acanthoscelides obtectus
Lineage: Eukaryota; Metazoa; Arthropoda; Insecta; Coleoptera; Chrysomelidae
Source: the annotation of a GenBank genome assembly
UGUCAUUGGCAUUUGUUUUCUUUCUUCGUACGCUGCGGCAUGCCUGACGGGAUUGGUAAAUUGGUAUUUUGUGUCGUCACCGCACCCACAGCGAUUGUAGACCAGACUGAUUCCUUUUUCUCCUCACAUUCUACACCGGAAAUGAAUUAAUGUAUCAUUAAAAAAUGUCAUCUGAAUUUCAUUGAAUCAUAAGUACGGUUUUUCUGUAGCCAGCAUGGACGAAGGUACCUUGAACGAUCUUCUGGAGUGCUCUGUAUGCCUAGAAAGGUUAGAUACCAGCAGCAAAGUGCUCCCCUGCCAGCAUACUUUUUGUAAAAAAUGUCUUGAAGAGAUCGUGGAGAAACACAAAGAACUACGAUGCCCUGAGUGCAGGGUUUUGGUCCAGGCUAAAGUGGAAGACUUGCCUCCUAAUGUACUACUCAUGAGGAUCUUGGAAGGAAUGAAAAAUGCAGGAAAUCCUGUGCUGAAGAAAGCUCAUAGACCAAAUAGAUCCCCAAACCAGUUACUAACAAACCCUUCAACAUUUUCAACAACACCAGUUCAUCAUCAGCAUGGCACUCCAGAUCACAGGACUACUUCAAAUAAACAUCAAAAUAUGCAGAUUGCUCCACAUCAACCAUAUGCUAUUGCUGCAUAUGAUUACACAUCCAGAGAAGCAGGUGAUUUGAGUUUCAAAAGAGGUGAUGUGAUCAUUUUAAGGAAAAGGAUAGACAAUAACUGGUACCAAGGUGAAUGUGGUGGCAAGCAGGGAGUCUUUCCAGUAAGCUAUGUUCAGAUAAUAACCCCAGUGCCAAGUCACCUCCCUCAGUGUAAAGCAUUAUAUGACUUUCGCAUGGCUGGUGGCGACGAAGAAGAGGGAUGUCUGCAAUUCAGAAAGGGGGACAUAAUCAACGUUAUUAGAAGAGUUGACGAAAAUUGGGCAGAAGGAAAACUUGAUGGCCGAAUCGGCAUUUUCCCUUUGUCAUUCGUGGAACUAAAUGACUUAGCCCGAUCAUUGAUGAAGUUGUCCACAAACGUUCAACCUGGCCCAUCUCGUCUAGCGCCACCUACUCCGACAAAUGAGGACACUUCUCCUCUCAUCCCUACUGAUCACACAAGAACAGUGAUCAAUCAGCGCAGGUCGCCACAGACUAAUACUAAUCAAUUACAGAGGGACCAUCAGAGUAAACAGAAAAUGAAUGACCUAAAUAUCGAAAAUGACCAUAUUUUUUUAAAGGCAAGACAAAUGUACUGUUAUCAAAAGUAAGUAGUCAUAUGUUAGUGAAAUUGAUUCACUAUUGUAAAUGGAG